UUUUUCAGGUACCAUGGAUCCCUUUAGAGGACAAGGAGGAAUUCAGAUGCUGUUAACCGCAGAACAAGAAGCUCAACACAUCGUUUCUAAUGCAAGAAGCUUGAGAACUCAAAGAUUGAAGCAGGCAAAAGAGGAAGCCGAGAGAGAAUCAGCCAUGUACAAAUCCCAGCUGGAAAAUGAAUACCAAAAGAGUCUUUCAGAGACUAGUGGGAACUCUGGAUCCAAUGUGAAAAGACUUGAAGAAGAGACUGAUGCUAAGAUCAAUACUCUAAAAGCAUCAGCUUCAAAGGUCUCUGCAGAAAUCGUUGACAUGUUGCUCAACCAUAUUACUUCUAUCAAAGUCUAA
Molecule: messenger RNA, 346 nt
Organism: Neltuma alba
Lineage: Eukaryota; Viridiplantae; Streptophyta; Magnoliopsida; Fabales; Fabaceae
Product: V-type proton ATPase subunit G1-like
Exons: 3
Coding region: 14-346 (110 amino acids)
Biological process (GO): proton transmembrane transport
Cellular component (GO): vacuolar proton-transporting V-type ATPase complex; vacuolar proton-transporting V-type ATPase, V1 domain
Molecular function (GO): proton-transporting ATPase activity, rotational mechanism; ATP hydrolysis activity
Source: RefSeq, a predicted model, not a curated record